Molecule: messenger RNA, 399 nt
Organism: Phymastichus coffea
Lineage: Eukaryota; Metazoa; Arthropoda; Insecta; Hymenoptera; Eulophidae
Exons: 3
Coding region: 1-399 (132 amino acids)
Source: RefSeq, a predicted model, not a curated record
AUGCGCGUUUCUCUUGCUACACAAAUAUUUAGUAAAAGCGUUGCACAUGGACUACAGUAUUAUUUAAAAGCAGAGGAAAAAAAUAAUUCAAAUAUAAAUGAAUUUGAAGGCUGCGAAGCAACUAUCAACUUUUCUCUGCGUAUAAACGACAUGUUUGAUACUUUGAAUAGAUCUUACCCUCAUGAAGGCAUAAGAGAAGGCAGCAAAGACUUUCAAAUUCUUCAAGAAUCUAUUGAAUGGCUAGAUGCAUGGGAAAAACAACAAAAAAUUAAAGACCUUUUUUUAACUAAAUCGACUGCUGAAGCAUUGAGAGUAACUCUGUAUUCAACAAUUCAUUUGACUAAUUACUUAUUGAAAAGCUGCGGGUUUUUAUACGUACUUACAAACAAAAUGAAAUAA